GCAAGCGUUCGCAUUCGUUCGGUCGCUCUCUUGUUCUUAUUGCGAUAUGGCAACCGAGAAGCCGCCUGUGUACUACUGCCUCGGCGGCGUCUCGGCCAUGACCGCGGCCUGCUUCACGCACCCCUUUGACCUGCUCAAGGUGCGUCUCCAGACCUCCAAGGAAGCGCACCUCUCGCUCUUUGGCACGAUCAAGAGCAUCACGAAAACAGAGGGCCUGCGCGGCUUUUACCGAGGCAUCUCGGGCGGCCUCAUGCGCGAAGGCUCGUACUCGACCGUGCGCUUUGGCGUGUACCAGUACCUCAAGGAUGCCGCGAUCGAGCGCAACGGCGGCGACCCGAUCCCGCUCUGGGAAAACGUUGCGCUCUCCAUGUUUGGCGGUGCGGUUGGCGGCGCGGUGGGCAACCCCGCGGAUGUUGUCAACGUGCGCAUGCAGGCGGAUGGACGACUGCCCGAGGCCCAGCGCCGCAACUACGCCCACGCCGUCGACGGCCUCGUUCGGAUCUCGCGCGACGAAGGCCGCGACGCGCUACUCCGCGGCGUGCGGCCCAACAUGAUGCGCGCGAUGCUAUUGACGAGCGGGCAGAUUGCCACGUACGACGUCUUCAAGACCUUCUUCCUCGAGACAAUCGGACUCGACGACAACAUUGGCACCCAUUUUGCGUCGAGCAUGGCGGCGGGUUUGGUCGCGACGACCGCGUGCGCGCCCAUGGACGUUGUCAAGACGCGAUUGAUGAACAUGCAGCAGCACGCGACGACCGAGUACAGUGGCACCGUCGAUUGCUUCACCAAGAUUCUCAAGACCGAAGGCGUCCGCGGUCUCUUCAAAGGCUGGACGCCUGCCUACAUGCGCCUCGGGCCGCAAACGAUCCUCACGUUUAUGACCCUCGAGCAGCUUCGAAAGCUGAUUUAAUCGUCAUUAAUUCAGAGUACAAUUCGAC
Messenger RNA from Saprolegnia parasitica CBS 223.65, 938 nucleotides. RefSeq lists its product as hypothetical. The coding region runs from base 47 to 910 and encodes 287 amino acids. The record is from RefSeq and is a predicted model, not a curated record. Gene Ontology annotation, cellular component: mitochondrial membrane. The transcript has 2 exons. Gene Ontology annotation, molecular function: antiporter activity; succinate transmembrane transporter activity; thiosulfate transmembrane transporter activity. Gene Ontology annotation, biological process: phosphate ion transmembrane transport; malate transmembrane transport; succinate transmembrane transport. NCBI's taxonomy places the organism in Eukaryota, Oomycota, Saprolegniomycetes, Saprolegniales, Saprolegniaceae.